This is a messenger RNA of Bombus pyrosoma, 4143 nucleotides long. RefSeq names its product cytosolic carboxypeptidase 2-like. Lineage: Eukaryota; Metazoa; Arthropoda; Insecta; Hymenoptera; Apidae. The transcript has 15 exons. The coding region runs from base 624 to 3896 and encodes 1090 amino acids. The record is from RefSeq and is a predicted model, not a curated record. Gene Ontology annotation, molecular function: metallocarboxypeptidase activity; zinc ion binding. Gene Ontology annotation, biological process: proteolysis.
UCGUGAGAGAGAAACAGAAGUGCGUUGAAAAAGAUCGAUAAACAGACAUCGUGUCUACCAGACUUGGUUCGAUACGAAUGUUCCAUCGGAGCAGAGCGACGAACCUCGAGGAACGAGAAAGGGCUUCGAACAAUCUACUGGCUCCGCCCCCGUUUCCCUGUUGUCACGUAAUGGACGGCCAGCUUUUACCGAGUUCGACUUCCCUGGAGGGCAAAGUUCCUGAUCACAGUUCACGCGGUAGAUUCGUCCAGACAAUACGUUGUGUAGUUGAAACGUCAUCUGAAGUUGAUACUGUUCUCGAUAAGUUUCUUCUAGAAAUGCAUUUAAAGAACGAUUUAAAGAACGAUUUAAAGAACGAUUUAAAGAAUGGUCGAAAGCUUCAUCUGACGGAUGACUAAGUUCCACAUAAAAGAACAAGGAAUAAAGAAUUAAAAAACUAAAAGAAUAAAAAAAUGAGCACGAUCGGAAAAUGCCUAUUGGACGGAAGAAUUCUGUGGAUCGUUGACUGUGCCUCGAGACAAGAUAAAUUUAAAAGUCUUGAGAGAAGAAAGGCAGCGAUGUUGAACAAUGAAGAGGUCGACAAACCAGAGGAAGAUGACAAGGUCGGUGGAAGAUAACGAAAAAUGAAAGAUCUUUUAACCGAUAGCAAGGUGAAGGAGCUUCAGGCCAUGCUUUUUCCGGUUCAUCCGAUCCCUGGCAGUACGCUGGCGAACUUGAACAAACUGCAGGAGUUGCACUUGCUGCAGCAAUGCGAUGCACCACGAAGGGAAACGGAGUUAUCACUGUUCUCCAUGCCCUUUGGAACCAGAGAUGAUCAAUCGCAAGAAACUCUUCGGAGCAUAUUGGAUACUCAUUGCAUGAUAGACGGAAUCACCCAGGAAACUGCUAGAUGGCCCACAGAGUGCCAAGUACUUCCGGAAAGAGUUAGGCAUAUAGAAUACUCUCCAGCCGUUCCAGAACCGUUCUACGUGCCAAGCGGGAAGGAACCAAGGCCAAAACCAUUGGGCGAUGAAUUUGGAACUGUGAUAUUUCGAUAUCAUCCAACCAAUGUCACCAGUUACUUUAGUAGAUCUUGUGUGGGUGGAAGCACGGUCGCACCGUUUCCAACGGAGUUCUCAGCCGAUUCAAAUGGAAACGAAUCGAAGAACGCCGAGACUAAUAGCAAUAUGUUCUUAUUAACCAAAGUCUCUGACCUAAUGGAAACUAACACCGAUUUACAUUUUGAAUCUCGUUUCGAAUCUGGCAACCUUUGCAAAGUUGUGAAGAUCACUGACACGUAUUAUCAAUUGUAUCUUAGAAAAGAUCUUUAUACUCAAAGACAUACCCAAUGGUAUUACUUCAGGAUAUCAAAUACGAGGAGCAGAACGAAUUACAGAUUGUCCAUUGUGAACCUUUGCAAAGAGGAAAGUCUAUACAAUGAAGGUCUUCGGCCACUCUUGUACUCAACGGAAGACGCAAAGAAGCGUGCCGUUGGUUGGAGAAGAUGCGGAGAGAAUAUCGCUUAUUACAAGAAUGAUUCAUCAAGCAACGAAGAAAAAGAAAGGCACACGCUGACAUUCAACGUCUCCUUUCCUCAUGAUAGGGACACUGUUUAUUUGGCACAUUGUUAUCCAUACACCUAUACUGACCUACAGGAAUAUCUUGCCAAACUAGUAGCAGAUCCUAUAAAAUCUAGAUAUACGAAAUUACGACUAUUGUGUCGUACACUUGCCGGAAAUGGUGUCUAUUACUUGACUAUCACUGCGCCUACUUACGACGAGGUGGUACGAAGAAAAAGAGGCAUAGUUAUCACAGCACGAGUUCACCCUGGAGAAACUCCAUCUAGUUGGAUGAUGAAAGGAAUUAUUGAUUUUUUAACCGGAGAAUCGAAUCAAGCCAGAGUACUACGAGAAAGAUUCGUAUUCAAGCUGAUUCCUAUGCUAAAUCCGGAUGGCGUUAUUGUUGGCAACAAUCGUUGCUCGUUAUCGGGGAAAGAUUUGAAUAGACAAUAUAGAACUGUAAUGAGAGAAAGUUACCCUUCAGUCUGGCAUACAAAGUUAAUGAUUCGACGAUUACUGGAAGAAUGCGGAGUGGCCAUUUAUUGUGAUUUACACGCUCACUCCAGAAAACAUAAUAUAUUUGUUUAUGGCUGCGAGAGUAAAAGAACCGCUUCACAGACAAGACUCUCCGAACAAGUGUUUCCUCUGAUGUUACACAAGAACGCAGCUGACAAAUUCUCUUUUGAAAACUGCAAAUUUCACGUGGAGAAAGGUAAAGAAGGUACGGGAAGGGUCGUAGUAUGGUCUAUGGGAGUGCAGAAUAGUUACACAAUGGAAGCGUCAAUGGGAGGGACGAAAAUAGGCUCUAGAUCAGGCACGCAUUUUUCUACUCAGGAUUACGAGCAAAUUGGAAAAGUAUUCUGUGAAACUCUGUUGGAUUUCUUUGAUCCAGAUCCUAUCAAGGAAAAACUACGGAACAAAAUAAUUACUAGGUUAAUGAAGGGUGGCUCCAAUGCCGAAGAACCGACGAAUAUCGAUUUAACCGACUACUCCAGCGACGAAGGCGACACGUCUGAUAGUUCAGUCUCAGAGGAACAGGAAAUACAAUUUCCAGAAGGUACAUGGUCCUAUACUUUGAAGGAACCACUUGUUUCUCCGCAAUAUUUAUGCGCACCACCACCUACGCCAACAUUUAUUCCACCUCGAAGUUUAGAACUAGCAAAAAGAAAAAGCAAAAAGGGAAUCACCGUUAACAGAAGUUACCUUCGACGCAAACGAAUGCUGACUAGAAGAGCAGUAAUGGAUUUACCAACUCUGGAUCCGGGCAGCGAUUUGUGUGACUAUAUUGAUUCAGCAGAUGAAGGACUGACGAGGCCAGAACGUUUCUCAGCAAGAAUUCGCGAAAAUUGCAAAGAAGAAACUAAUCAAUUCGUGGAUAAAGAAACAAAGGAAAUCCCCAGUGAUGGAUUAAUCUUGCCGGAAAUAGUGAGAACUCGUAGUAUGUCCUUAACUGAGAAUAUCAAUGUCGAUAAGGAAGAACCGAAGGCGAACAGACGAUCCCAUUGUCUUCGCUUGGUUAGGACAUUAAGACAUCGUUCGCCUGUUCCGUUAAGAAAUCAAGAUAUACAAAUUAAGCUCAGUUCACUGCGGCAACAAAUAUGGAUGGGAGUUCCACUGAACGUCGCAGAAAAUAUCGAUAAAAGAGUCAACCAUCCUAUUCCAAAGGGACCAUUAAGCUGGGGAAUAUCCAAUAUGGCGUUAACCAAAAAUAAAAUGAAUAAUAAAGUAUUACUGAAAGGCACCAAAAAAUUGCAAUUCGUCGAAUAUAUUGAUACGGAAAACAACAUGAAAGAAAUACAAAAUAAAUAUAAACGUGAAGAUACGAUGCGUUCAAAAGACAGUAGUGUGAGAGUGGAAUCGCAGCGGCAAAGUGCUGAGCAGAAGCCAAGGAAAAAGAAGUCUCCUCUGAAGUGGCAGAAGAUAGUUAAUCUAAAUUCUAGAGUAGAAGAAAUGUGCCACCGCAAAACAUCCUUUUUAACAAUUAAAGCAGACUCUUUAAAACUGGUCACGCUUGAAGUACCUUCAAAGAUUCAAACGCGACAGCACAAAAUCGAAUCUCGAAGGAAGCACCGGAAAAGUUGCGCUACCUGCACUGUUUCUAACGGUGAAAAAAUAUCGAGCGUUACGAAAUCUCAAUUGCAUUUGCAAUCGCAUUCACGAUCCCACAUACAAUUGCAACCCCUAAUCGUUCCUUUGUGCGACAGUUUUUCGUCAGAAAACGACUCCAUCGAUUCUCGUACUCAAAGAGCCUCAAAGAAGAAAUAUAAGAAGAAGAAACAACUGAAGAAAAUGAAGUCGACUCCUGCAACGGGAAAGAAAAAGCGUGUCACUAGCGCGAACGUAUUACGCAAUCCCUGAAAGAUUUCGUACAUAAACAAGAAUGUUCCGUUGAAUAGCAUUUUUUCAGUCCCGCCAAUGCAGGCUCUUUUUCGUAUUUUUAAAUAUACUCCUGUUAAAGAUUCAUUACACCCAUUAAUGAGAAUAAUUUUGUGCGAGUGAUUUUUAUAUUGUACUUUUUAACGUGAUUGUACGAUAAUUCGUCGUUCAAUUAAGGCUUACAACAUUGUUACGUAACAAAUUUUGCCAAGACUUAAAAGUAUGAGAU